AUGGGACAGCACGGAUCUUGUGUCAGUAUCCUUUUUUCAGGAACGCUCGUUGCCUCAUCAAUUGCUCUUCACACACUUUUGACGCGGAUUCUUCCAGUAGAUGUGGUUUUUUACGCUCCUGCCAUUACAUGGGGCUUUACCUGUCUAUGUCUGCAGAAAGCAAUAAGCCACGCUUACACGCUGAUGCUUAUGGCACACUUCAUUUUGGCCUCUGCUUGCUACUGGAAACUCGGCACGUCAAAUGCCGUUUUAAAUCGUGUUCUUCUUUACCCACUUGUGGGGUCAGUGAUGGCCUUGGUCUCUGCUCGCUACUUACCCGCUGUACCAAGCCAUGGGAUGGCUGCAGUAGCACUACUACAAGGAUGGUCUAUUGUUGGAUGGUUUUUGAUGGCUGUAGUAUUUCCUGCAAGUAUUAUUAGCAGCAUUGAGCCGCAGGAAGUGCGUGGAAAGCGUCUGGAAAAUUUUAUGCGUCAACCUGAUGGAAGGCGUGUGGAGUCGCUCACUGUCCCGUCAAGUAAUGGCGUUAACUUGGAUGUUGUAGUGGUACAAACAGAAGAGGAGACAGAUCGCUGGAUAAUUUACUUUGGUGGAAAUGCAGAGAUGAUUGAGGACACAGUGGAGGAAAUGUCUGGUCUGACAGAAAUAGUUCGGGGCAACUGGGUUUUCUACAAUCCACGAGGGGUUGGGCGCAGUAGUGGGUAUGCUGCAGAGGUGCGGGACCUUGUAGAUGAUGCGGUGCAUGUUGUCCGCCAUGUCUCUAGCCGGUAUUCGAUACCUCCAAAGAAGCUCUUGCUUUGGGGACAUAGUAUUGGUGGAGGCAUCGCGGCAGCUGUGGUGCGGCGGGAAUGUAUGGAGUCUCCCCUUCUGUUGGAUCGAACGUUUUCAAGUCUUUCAGACGCAGCUGUGGCGUUUUCACCCUUGUAUGCGACUUUGACAAGACUACUGAUUCGAUAUACGACUGGGGAUCUUGACGUGGUUGCUGAUUGCAAGAUGGCAGCAAGGAACAAGAAGCUGGUGAUCUAUCACCGGAUGGACGAGGUCAUCGCGUAUGACGUCGCCUCGUUGGGUCGAAAAGAUGUUCUUCGUGAGUUGCGUGUGAAGGAAGGAAUGGUGGUGGAACUGCAUGGAGCACGUGUACAGUCACCUCAUAACAGCCUUUUGUCUGCAUUUGAGGAAAGAAUGACUCUGUGUCGCUGCGUUUCUGAGCUUUUUCGAUGA
Messenger RNA from Trypanosoma rangeli, 1218 nucleotides. RefSeq lists its product as uncharacterized. The record is from RefSeq and is a predicted model, not a curated record. Lineage: Eukaryota; Euglenozoa; Kinetoplastea; Trypanosomatida; Trypanosomatidae. The transcript has a single exon. The coding region runs from base 1 to 1218 and encodes 405 amino acids.